CGAGUCUCGAUGGCGCUCGGCAGAUGGCGGAUGCAGCAGUGAGCAGACGCUCGUUGCUUAGUGCUCAGUGCUCACAAUUCAAGUUUCAACGUCAGUCGCGCAUAGACAACUCGCCGAGUGCAGUCAACAGUGUAGUGUACUUAAGUUCAGCACCAUUUUGUGCGAAAGUAUUCGAACGGGACAUAGUGUUUAUUUAUGUGCUCCGUGUUUACUUGAAAACAACAAAUUCAAUCGGUGUGUGUACUUGUUCAUGUGUUUCACUUUCGACAUGUUUACGGUGGGAUCGAUGCGAUAUCUCGGGCGCUAGAAACCGCGCCUCUGUCAUGAGCGAGUAAUCGUAAAUGUAAAAAAAGUUGACACAGGAAACAUGUCUGGGCGGAUCGUCGACGCGGAUGCGAGCGAAGGGUUUGAGUUCGAAAUUCGAAAGCGGUCAUGUCAUCGCCUCUCGGAUUUGGUAUAAGUCACCGUCCAAUGUCAAAAUCGUGCAUGUACCGCGUCCGCGAGCGCCGAGCGUGGGGAGAAUGCAGUCGUUGGUAGUGUGGUGGGCGGUGGUGUCGGCGGCCUGGGCGCUGGCGGGCGCUUGCUCCAGCUCGAUGUCGAAGCGGCCGGCCCGGCCCGCGAGGCCGCAGCGCCCGCAGCCCCAGCCGCAGCCGCGCCUCAACGUCACGUUCCCUACGUUUAAGUGUGAGCCCGACUACUCGGAGUACUACUGCUUGAAUGGCGGCGUGUGCUUCACCGUGGUGAUCUCGGACAGCCCCAUCUACAACUGCGAGUGUCGCAGUGGGUUCGUGGGACCGCGCUGCGAGUUCAAGGAUCUGGACGACUCGUACGUGUUGACGAGCCGGCAGCUCAUGAUGGAGACGGCAUCGAUCGCGGGCGGCGCGACGGUGGCCGUAUUCCUGGCGAUUCUAGUCUGCUUCGGCGCGUGGGUGCGCCUGCACCGGCGCGGCAAGGCGCCGCCCGCACCUCCCGAGCUGCGGGGCCGCGUGCACCUGGUGGCAGUGGCGGCGCCCCAUGGCCCCGGACACGUGCACCUCUGUACGCCUGCGCCCCAAGCGCCCUGAGCGCGAGUAACCGGACUCUAGAGCGACCUGUUCAUUUGUGUACAUAUAGUUAGUGUAAGUUAUGUGGAUGGAACAGAAGAAAUAAGAAAAUUUAUGUGAUAAUUAUUUUAUGAAGCUUCUAAUUUAUUUCUGAGGAAUUCUUUUGUAUAUACAGUAUGGAAAGUCCAGAAGUCCAGUUUUGUUUGUCAAAUUUCAGUCCCUUGGUUGUGUUGUGAAUUAUGUUCAAGCUCUCAGUGUACAAAACAGCAAGUUGGUGAUCAAUAGCAACUGCUACUUGCCCCCACUAGCUGCUGUGAUGAAACAGUAGGUUGCAGUCACUCUCUUUACAAAAUAAGUAUUGUUCCUAUAAUUAAAAUAUCUAAUAAGAAUUGUAUAUCAAAACUUGUUUGUGUGGAGAGAGUGUGGUAUUGUUUGUGGUGAAGGUGCCAGUGUCCGUCCGUCACCUACAGUUGCCCAACAUGGUGCAGUGAAUCUAACAAGUAUCUAUGUUGGACUUUCUGUAGGACCGAGCAUUUAUACCGUCUAAAGAUAGUUAGAUAUCUACAUAGUUUGGCAUAAAGCAAUUGUCCAAUUUGUUUUGCAGAGGUUGCAUUUGAGGGGCCACAGUGGACCCGGGGCUCAGCUGGCCCACUAUUGUGCAUAUUCUGAAUAUUUGUAAAUGAAUGUUGAUUGUAUUUAUUACUUGUUAUAUACAGAUUGUAUUGUGAUGAAUUGAGGAUGCCUGUGUUGUAAGCAGCCAGUUCCUAUUGCUGCACAUUCCAUCACACAUUUAUAAUGGUGUCAGUAUUAUCUUGUAAUACAAGUGUUAAGCCGGCAGCUUUACUUUAUUUUAUAAUUUAUACCUGAUAUCCCGUUGGGAUAGUGUUGUAUUAUAUUGGAUCAAUGAGGAGACCUGCCCUUGUUGAGAAGGCUUCUUGUAAAUAUAGCCUGUGUAGGUAUUUAUUAGAUAUUUAUAAACAUUUAUUUAUUGACUGCUUUAUUUAGUUAAAUGAUCAGCCACGUCACUAAUUCAUGCUGAGUGCUCCUGCAUCACUCCACAUAAUCUCAUUGUGAAUCUCUUUUUGUAAAAAUAGUAAAACAUUGGAUGGUAUAAAAGCUCAUAGCCUCAGUGUGAAGGAUCCAUCUGUGUUAGACAGGCAGUAAUAUAAAUUGUAAUCAUUAAUGUGUUCACAUAGGAAACUAUACAAUCAGUAUUUCAUUGUAGUCAAUAUACAUAUAUAUAUAUCUCUAUGUUAUCUGUAAUGAGAAUUUGCACUGAGGCCGUGAUGAAAAAAAAAGUAUAAUAUGUUUGGGCUGUGAGUUGCGGAGAUGUCUGGGUGUGGUCAAUGUGUUUGUUUUAUAUUGUAGACCUAACCUUUGGUUGUUUCACAAGUUGACUUUGUAUGUAUCACCACAUUGCGGACACCCAGAAUGUAGAUUGCAUCAUGUUUUGUUGUCAAAUUGUUGCUCAGAUUAAAAGUAUAAUAUGGACCACACACUUAUGACAAAUUAUUAACUGUAAUCAAUUGUCAUUCACUAUUUACAUAUUUUGUUAAUAACAAACUUACAAAAUUAUUGAUUUCAUGGACAUUUAAAGGAAACUCAUCAAAUACUACUACAUCUACCUUCAGGUAGUCAUUGGAGGUUUCUCGGACCAUGUUAUACUUUUAAUAAGAGGUGUGUUGUAUCAAUUCAUAGGAGAUUGUUUAUAUGAACAUUCCAAAGUAUUUGUAUAAUAUUACCUACAUCGAAAAUAAUUUUGAAAUAUCUGUUAAGAUGCUACAUUGUUAAUUAUACAGUUUUCUAUUGAUCAUUUGUUAAAAGAAAAUUAUAUGAAACUAAAUCUUU
Molecule: messenger RNA, 2891 nt
Organism: Leptidea sinapis
Lineage: Eukaryota; Metazoa; Arthropoda; Insecta; Lepidoptera; Pieridae
Product: protein spitz-like
Exons: 1
Coding region: 393-1064 (223 amino acids)
Biological process (GO): epidermal growth factor receptor signaling pathway
Molecular function (GO): epidermal growth factor receptor binding; receptor ligand activity
Source: RefSeq, a predicted model, not a curated record